CAAUAUGGAAGUCCACACGCAGCUUUCUCUCUUUACUGUUUUAAACCCCCAAAAGGUAGUAAUUUGUCGGCGAGUGCUUUCGGGUCCUCGUGCAGAGAACCAGCUGGUCUCCUGCUGUCCGCGUCCUAUAGAAGCAAAGAUACAUUUAAUCAAGAGGGUAAGUGAACUGGGCACGGCUAAACCGUCAUACCCGUGCACAUCACACACCGAGAAUUGCUAUAUAAGGAGAGAUCCCUCAACGCGGGUCGACCCACUGCCAUUUCUUCUCUUCUGCUUCCAACCCUUUUUGGCUUCUCUCGUGUUGUCCUUGUUUUCGCAUAAAUAUCAUGGGGGCUACUGCGAGCUCGGGCAUGUGGAAGACCGGCGAGUCGGCUCAAGAGCAGGGUCUUGGAUAUGUGCCGGACGCUUACCAAGUUCCGCUGAGGGAUCGCCCCAGCUUAUUUCCCGAUACGGUCACUGUGCCUCUCAUUGAUCUAGGUGGGCUGUGGAAGGAUGCCGUGCAACGGUCCUUGGUGAUCAAGGACAUUGGGAAUGCUUGCUGUCGCUUCGGCUUCUUCCAGAUUGUGAAUCAUGGAAUUUGCCAAACCGUGAUGGACGAAGCCCUUCAGGCGGCAUCCAGCUUUUUCGACUCACCAACCGAUGAGAAGAUGAAGUACAUGUCGAAUGACGUACACAAGCCGGUGAGAUACGCGACGAGUUUCAAGGACGGGGUAGACAAAACACAGUUCUGGAGGGUCUUCCUCAAGCAUUAUGCACAUCCACUGGAACACUGGAUGGGUCAAUGGCCGGAGAAUCCCCCUCGUUAUCGGGAGAAGAUGGGCAGAUUCUGCGCCCAAGCGAGGAAAGUGACGGUGGACCUGAUGGAGGCCAUCACUGAGGGCUUGGGACUAGGACCCUCGUAUCUGACCUCUAAAAUGGAAGCGGGGAUGCAAGUAAUGGCAGUUAACUGCUACCCGCGAUGCCCGAAUCCAGAGGUGGCGCUAGGACUACCGCCCCACUGUGACUACACUUGCUUGACCGUUGUUCUCCAGAGCUCCCCUGGACUUCAGAUCAUGGACCUCGAGGACUGCACCUGGAAGUCGGUCCCUAAAAUCCCUGGCGCCUUACAGGUCCAUGUGGGUGACCAUCUGGAGGUUCUGAGCAACGGCCUAUACAAAAGCGUCUGCCACAGAGCGGUCCUCAACUCUGAGAGGACCCGAUUUUCCAUUGCUAGCCUGCAUAGUCUCGGCCUGGACGAGACGAUGGAACCCGCCGAGGAACUCGUGGGUGCGCAAGGGAAAAAGUACCGGGGUAGUAGCUUCAGGGAUUUUCUGAACUUUCUAGCUGCCAAUGACCUUGGAAAGCGCAAGAGCUUCAUCGAUACUCUCAAGAUCAAUCAAUAGUUGCUACAUCCUCAACUUUGUUUUCUUUGCCCCAACCUCUGCAUCUGUAAUGCAUAUGAAUACGAAUUGCUGCCACUUCGCUUGUUACCUUGAUCUUUAAACCUUUAUUGUAUCCGAAUCGUAUGGAAUUUCAAUUUUUACGCUGAAAAAAGUCAUUAGUGAAUCAAAGAAUUAAGCCA
Molecule: messenger RNA, 1561 nt
Organism: Eucalyptus grandis
Lineage: Eukaryota; Viridiplantae; Streptophyta; Magnoliopsida; Myrtales; Myrtaceae
Product: flavanone 3-dioxygenase 3
Exons: 3
Coding region: 327-1382 (351 amino acids)
Source: RefSeq, a predicted model, not a curated record